Prosopis cineraria is the source of this 2962-nucleotide messenger RNA. RefSeq lists its product as uncharacterized. NCBI's taxonomy places the organism in Eukaryota, Viridiplantae, Streptophyta, Magnoliopsida, Fabales, Fabaceae. Gene Ontology annotation, molecular function: protein binding. The coding region runs from base 727 to 2577 and encodes 616 amino acids. The record is from RefSeq and is a predicted model, not a curated record. The transcript is spliced from 2 exons.
UAGCCGCAUUUCCUUGAGACAUGCCCACUUGUACUUGCCUUAGUAUUAUAUUUCAGAGUGAGUCACUUUUUGAGUUGGAAACCAGAUGAUAAGGAAGCUUGUAGAACUUGUUUAUGGAGGGGACCAGAUUCAGCCCUUAUUAUAUACUUCAUACCCAAGAGAUCUAAAUCCAUAGCCAUCAUUGCAACCUUGUUGAUCUUUUAGUCUCUUUGCUUCCCUCUUCUUUUCCAAACUUGAAACUUCAGCCUUUUCAAAUCUUCUUGUAUAUCUCAUCUCAGAAUAUAUGCAAAUGUCCAUUAAAAGUUCUGGAUAGAUUCGCGGUCCAUCCUCCAGUUUAAAGCUAACAGAGAAAGAAGGGUCUAGCUAUACAUGAUGCUGUUUAGAGAUUUUCCUUUUUGGGGUAAGUAGAAUAAAACGUGCUGUUUAGGGCUUUGAUUGUUCAUCAACUCAUUGCUCUCUGGAUGCUAGCAUAGCAUAAUCAUCAUUUUCAUGGAAGCAGUCCUUUCAUAUAUGUUUUGAGCUUUUACGGUUCUUUUUCCUCAUCUCUAUCUGAUUUACUUCGAGCUUGGAUCUAUUGCUUGAAGCAAUCAUGCUCCCCAUGUACAGAAUCAGUGACACGCACGAUCUGUACAGUACUGUCGAACUAGUAGGUAAGUUAAUCUUUAUAUUUUAGUGCCUCAUAGGCCCAAAGGACCCAAAAAACAUUUCACCUCGUAUCAGUCAGCCAUGGAAUCUCAAAUCCCAGAGAUUUCAAACUCCAAGAGAAUUCAGAAACUUCUACCUUCUACGCCUACAUGCACAGACUGUUCUUGUUUCUUCUGCACCAUGUCUGAAACAGACCCUUUGGUCAGAAGAGCUAAAAUUUCUCAUUGCCUCAAACAAAUGCCUCUUAGGGAUGACCAAGAACAUGUCUUGGCCUUGAGCAGCCUUUGGAAAAUCGCCAUGACUAAGCCAAACGACCCAGAAUUUCCAUGUUUGGGCAUAUUCAGAUGCAUGGCCAAACUCAUCCAUAAGGGCCUCAGAAACAAGGGCUGGCUUCUAAAUUCCCAGAACAUAUACAUCCCAUAUUAUGCAGCACAUAUCAUCGGCUCCUAUACCAUGAACAAAGCUAAGUUUGCUGAAAAAGCAGUUAAGUCCAACGUUGUCGGGCCAUUAAUAGAACUCCUACGAGGUAAGAUCAGUUGGGUUGAACAGAGAGUAUCACUUCGAGCAUUGGGUCACUUGGCGAGACAUGAAGCAACUUUUGAAGCCGUAGCAGAACAUGAGGAAGAAAUCAUAGAACUAGCCAUUCACAUAGCUUCCACGUGCCUGUACGAGGUACAUGAUAAAUUUGUCGGCUUAGAGGAAUCCCAGAGAUUGGAGUAUCAUAGGAAUUUGCUGACAAGAGGGCUUGGAGGGCUGGAAUUAGAGAACAGAAAGGCAGAGGAAUGGGCAAGUCAAGUUCAGUGUUGGUCCUUGUAUCUCCUAGACUGCUUUGCAUGCAAAGAAAGAUCUCUCAGAUUAAUCUGCAAGAAAAAAUUCUUGAAGGAUGUUUGCGCAAUGUGGGGUGGAUUGGCGAACCCAAAAUCUCCUUCUGGAAUAGGACUUGUUCGAACUCUGUGUCACACAAAAAUAGGAAGAGAAAGUAUAGCAGACGUCGAGGAAGUAGUAGAGAAUCUUUGUAUUGUCUCAAGAUCUUCUGAUGAUAGACAACACCUGGCUAUUGACAGUCUUCUACAACUUCUCAAAGACUCAAUCACAAGAUAUAAAGUAAUUGACACUGUAGCUGCAGUUCUUGCUGAUUUGGUUGAACACAAAGGAGUUCGCGGGAAAUUGAAAGUAGGAGAAUCAAUAGUGCGUACGUUGCUCCAAGAUUACCAUAAAAUCAAGUACUGUGAACUGAGAUUGAAGAGCGAGAAAGCAGAGAAAGCCUUGAGGGAAAUAUGGGACUUGAAAGUGGACAGAGUGAAGAGAGAGAGUCUAAUGAGAGAGCAAGAAAUCAGAGAGAAAGAGACACUGGCACGUGUUCUGAAACAAGAAGGGAAUAAGAGGUUUAGGUCAGGGAAGAUUGAAGAAGCUGCGAUGAAGUAUUCAGAAGCCAUUGAUGUGUGUCCAGUAAAAGCAAGGAAAGAGAGGAUAGUGCUUCACAGCAACAGAGCUCAGUGUUAUUUGGUUCUUAGAGAUGCAGAUGCAGCCAUUAGCGAUGCCACUCGAGCUCUGAGUCUGUCACACGGGUCAUGUCCUCAUGGUAAGAGCUUGUGGAGAAGAUCACAAGCUUUUGACAUGAAAGGCCACGCCAAGGAAAGCUUGAUGGAUUGUUUAGCAUUCAUCAGGAGUCGCUUCAGGUCUCAGAAGACGAAGAGGUUCAAGAUCCCAUACUACGCAGCACGAAUGCUUAACAAGCAGAUGAGCGCCACGUGGCUUUUUGCUUCUGCCAAGUCAAAGAGGAGUAUCAAACACGUAGAUGAACUUGACGAAGUCAAGGGCCACUAUCAGGUUGAUGUAAGAAACAUGAGGAAGGUGACGAGUAGAAAGAAGGUAGGCAGGAAAAGAAAGUCAGAUGGGACAAGAACAAAAGUCAAUCAACAGAGAUCAUGAAUGAAGAAAAAGAAAGUUGAUAUAUAUAUAUAUAUAUAUAGAUAUAGAUAUAGAUAUGGCAUCUCAACAAAUUUUGGGUGAAGGUAGGAUUUUGGAUUGUGAAUCUUUGUGAUGUCAAGUUGUUCUUUGGUAUAUUAAUUAUUUAUUUAGUCAGUUGAUGAGCCGGAAAUAUUAUAUUAGAUAUCUCCAUUAAUUUUCAGUGCCAUGCAUGCAAAUUGAAUUUUCUUUUCUAGCCAGUUAAAGAUAAGCAAGACUUAGCACUGCUGAUUCUGUUUAUCAAUCAAUAUCGGAUCUAGGAAUAUUUUUUGGGACCAAAAUUUCUUCUUCUACUUAUGGAGGGGAGCACUUAAGUGAACCUUCUUUUAAAAAAAAAUUAUUUGUAAAG